AUGGCUCCUGACAAGAAAGAAAAGAAGCGCAAGGCUGCGCCCGCGCCGACUGAUCCUCCAACCAAAAAGUCCAAGAAGGUCGAACAACCAUCAGAAGCGCCUGCCAAGUCUAUUUUGAAGAAAAAAGAGAGCAAAAAAGACAUCAAAAAAUCCGCAGAGGCUACUGGAGAAGCCAAUGCCAAGGCCAACGGCGAGUCGACUCGCAAGAAAACCUCGUCUCGCAAGCGUGCAAGCGACUUUUUGAGCGACGAGAACGAGUCCGAUGGAGAACCCGCAAAGAAGCAGACCAAGGAAGCAGCAGGAAAAAAGAAAAGCAAAAAGGUCGAGGUGGCAGAACAGGUUCCCGAGGCAGAGGAAGAAAAUGCCGAAGAUGAGGUUGACGACCAGACCGCAGAUCUCAUCAAGGGCUUCGAGAGCAGCGGGGACGAGGAGGAUGCAUCCGAUGACGAGGGACUAGAGUCUGGAAAACCCGUGCCACGCAUCCCAGAUUCCAAAAAGACCAAGAGGAAAAUCCAGAAGAAGCUCAAAAGCAACGGAGAGCCCGAGAGUCCAGGCGCCGUAUACGUUGGACGUAUUCCACACGGUUUCUACGAGCAUCAAAUGCGCGCCUACUUUUCGCAAUUCGGAGACAUCACUCGUCUGCGUCUUUCCCGUAACCGAGUCACCGGCAGCUCCAAGCACUACGCCUUUAUCGAGUUUGCUUCUGCCACCGUCGCCAAGAUUGCCGCCGAGACGAUGAACAAUUACCUGAUGUACGGCCAUAUCCUCAAGUGCAAGUACAUUCCGCAGGAGCAGCAGCACCCGGAGCUGUGGAAGGGAGCCAAUCGUCGGUACAAGCCCGUGCCAUGGACCAAGAUUGACAAGCAACGACUGGACCGUGGCAAGACGCGCGACAAGUGGACAAAGAGCAUCGAGGCCGAGGAAAAGCGCCGUGUCGCCAAGGCGGAAAAAAUGAAAACGCUCGGGUAUGACUUUGAGCUGCCCACCUUGAAGGGUGUCAGCGAGGUGCCUGUGCAGGAGACCCCGGCUGCUAUUGAAGCCGGCUCGGAUGCUGCGGCUGCGCCCAAGGAAAUUGAGCCUGUUGCUGCUGUUGCCGUCGUAGAGGAAGCUGAGAAGACUCCUAAAAAGUCGGUCAAGGCAAAAGAGGAAGAAGCUACACCAGUAUCCAAAGCCGCAAAUACGGAAAAGGCAACCCCUUCGUCGGCAAAGUCCGAAGGCAAAAAGACGAAAAAGUCCCCUGGAAAGGCCAAGAAAGCCAAAGCUUGA
Messenger RNA from Talaromyces rugulosus, 1266 nucleotides. RefSeq lists its product as uncharacterized. Gene Ontology annotation, molecular function: RNA binding. Bases 1 to 1266 code for a protein of 421 amino acids. The transcript is spliced from 3 exons. Gene Ontology annotation, biological process: maturation of LSU-rRNA from tricistronic rRNA transcript (SSU-rRNA, 5.8S rRNA, LSU-rRNA). NCBI's taxonomy places the organism in Eukaryota, Fungi, Ascomycota, Eurotiomycetes, Eurotiales, Trichocomaceae. The record is from RefSeq and is a predicted model, not a curated record. Gene Ontology annotation, cellular component: nucleolus.